AUGAGCGGAUACACGGGAAAUAACUAUAGCAGAUACUCAUCCACUUCUCCGAGACAAAGAGGGAGUUAUCACCAAGCGAGGCGAAGUAGGGGUGGAGCAGCCGGAUCGUAUUACAGAGGCGCUAAUGCGUCUUAUGGCGCGAGAUACAACGGCGACUAUGAGCAACUGCCUCAAGAGGGAGACUUAAGACAGUCCGGAGCAUACUAUCGAAACGGGUACACAGAUACAAGGCCGUACUAUUCGGCUAAUAGCAGACAUUAUCAAGCACAACCUCCUAGGUACAACAGCAAUUCAAAUUCAUACCACAUACCGCAUCGUGGCAGUAGCCAAGAUGUGAACGGUAGGACCACGAGUGGCUCGCAAGAUGAUAGUGACGAAAAGCGACUUAAAUCCAGAUACCAAAACAUGCAGGCGGACUAUCCGCGCCAACAACCGAUGAGCGUUGGUAGCAGCAUCAGCAGAAGUGGCAGCAGUGGGAACAGCAGCACCAGCAGCAGCAACGGGCUUCCGCCACCACCCUCAGUAUCGUCUGUAACCAAUAAUAGACCAUAUCACAGUAGUGCAUACCCUUAUCCCGGCAGUCACAAUUACAAUAAUUACCAUCACCGUGAGACGCCUCCACCUCCCCCAUCGAAUGGCUAUCAUGGAAAGGGUUACCCAGCGCACAUUUCAGAAAAGAGAAGUAACAGCAACGGCUCUGGCAGCACCGUAGCCAAGAAGAAAAGGAUAGUAGAUAUGAAAGACUCCCCCUUUAUUUACUUGACGGAUUUUGAUAAGAACAUCAAAAAGACAAACAAUAUUGAAAGUGAAUGUGAAAAAGCAAGAGAUGUUUUCAAGGAAAGCGAUUCCAUCGAUUCUGCUUUGGAAGAACUAAACCUAAAAGUCAAUUCUAAUGAACUAGAAUUACGACUCCUAAAUAACCAGUGUGACAAGCACGCACUAAAUAUCCAACUUACCCAAGAAAAACUGGACUCAUUGUUGUUGAUGCAGUAG
This is a messenger RNA of Saccharomyces paradoxus, 993 nucleotides long. RefSeq names its product Lge1p (gene LGE1). The record is from RefSeq and is a predicted model, not a curated record. The coding region runs from base 1 to 993 and encodes 330 amino acids. NCBI's taxonomy places the organism in Eukaryota, Fungi, Ascomycota, Saccharomycetes, Saccharomycetales, Saccharomycetaceae. The transcript has a single exon.